Messenger RNA from Pogoniulus pusillus (Red-fronted tinkerbird), 2437 nucleotides. It is a transcript of the gene PMM2, whose product is annotated as phosphomannomutase 2. Gene Ontology annotation, biological process: mannose metabolic process; protein N-linked glycosylation; GDP-mannose biosynthetic process. Gene Ontology annotation, cellular component: cytosol. The coding region runs from base 579 to 1253 and encodes 224 amino acids. The transcript has 8 exons. The record is from RefSeq and is a predicted model, not a curated record. Gene Ontology annotation, molecular function: phosphomannomutase activity. Lineage: Eukaryota; Metazoa; Chordata; Aves; Piciformes; Lybiidae.
AGCAAGGCGGCAAGAGGGGCCAGCCGCGGGGACCGCGCAAACCUGCAGCACAGGAGCAGACAGGAGGCAGAGCGGGGGCCGCUGUGCCGCCCCGGCGCCGACACACGCGUGCCGCCGUUCGGGCCGCUGCAGGGCAGCCACAGCCGCGGCCCGCGGAACGCCACCGCUCGGACCCCACCUCCGGGGGCGGAUACAGGCGGACGCGUGGGCAGAUUAACACGCGGCGCAGACACCGUCUCGCCCUACGCCCUCCCGGCUUCUCCGCGCCCGGCUCUCGGCCAGCGCGGCACUCCCGCGGGGGCAGCUCGCCGCCUCCAGCCGUUAGGCACCCAAGUGACCCUUCCUGGGCCGUUACUCGGCCGUUAAUCCCCGCGGCGACCUUCUGGGGCCUCGGUAAUCACGGUAGCGACCCUUCCCGGGCCGUUACUCGGCCAACAGAAGCCGCGCACCGGCACUCCUUGCUCCUCCUAGGGCGGCCGCAGACCGCUCGCGGCCCAACCGUGCCUCACGGUGGCACCGCUCACCCCGCGCCCGGCCCAGCGGACGGGAAGAGAGGGAAGGAGAAAAUCACAGCCGAGAUGGCCGCCUUUCUGCAGAGGUUGCGUCAGAAGGUGAAAGUUGGAGUCGUGGGUGGCUCAGAUUUUGACAAGAUCAAGGAACAGCUCGGCGAUGACGUGGUUGAAAAAUUUGACUACGUUUUUCCAGAAAAUGGCCUUGUAGCAUACAAAGAUGGGAAAUUCUUGUGCAAGCAGAGCAUUCAGGGCCACUUGGGUGAGGAAGUGCUUCAGGACCUAAUCAACUACUGCCUGAGUUACAUUGCAAAGAUUAAGCUGCCAAAGAAAAGGGGCACCUUCAUUGAGUUCCGAAACGGGAUGAUAAAUGUGUCCCCCAUUGGAAGGGGCUGCAGCCAGGAAGAACGAGUUGAGUUCUAUGAACUUGAUAAAAGGGAACAUAUAAGAGAUAAAUUCGUAGCUGAUUUACGAAGAGAAUUUGCAGGAAAAGGCCUCACAUUUUCUAUAGGAGGCCAGAUAAGCUUCGAUGUGUUCCCAGAUGGCUGGGAUAAGAGGUACUGCUUGGGAAUCGUUGCCAACGAUGGAUACAAGACUAUUUAUUUCUUUGGAGAUAAGACUAUGCCAGGAGGAAAUGACUAUGAAAUUUUCACAGACUCUAGGACAGAAGGCCACAGUGUCACUUCCCCCCAGGACACCAGAAGAAUCUGUGAAGAGCUCUUUUUUGUAAACGAAAGACUUUGAGCAUUCACAGUUGCCAAACAGUUAGGCUCAGUAACUCCAAACAGCUUUUGUACUGUUUUUUUUCUAACUGAUCACAAAUAGCAAGAGCUUUGGGGGCCUCUGUGCUGCAGGGAGAGAACCUCACUGACCAGUGGUACACAGCAGAGCUCAAUUAGCACCAUCCUCCCCCUGCUGCCAUUUGACAAGUACUCCAUGUUAUUUUUGGUGGGCUGUGGGGUUUGGGUUGGAUUUUUCCUGUUAGUUGUCACUAUUGUUGGGGGGUUUUGUUAAUUUGUUUUGUUAAACUUCUGGACAGAGGGGGUGGGGAUAACCUGCCUAAAAUUGAUUUAUGAUCUCAAAAUUGGCCUGCCAGUCUUAAUCCCUUAAGUUUUCAUUUUGAAGCUGCUAUUUAAAAGCUGAAUGAUUCCGAGUUGGGGUUUUAUUAAACUACCAACUUGUGCUGUAAUGAAGUGCGAGACACUUGGGAUUUCCUUGCUUAAAACUGGAAGAUGAGUGAAAGAGGUCUUCUUUCUGGCAGUGGGAAGGUAAACUCAUAGAAUUGUCAGGGCUGAAGGGACCUCAAGGAUCAUCUAGUUCCAACCCUCCUGCCAUGGGCAGGGACACUUCACACUAGAUUGGAUUGCUCAGGGCCCCAUCCAGCCUGGCCUUAAAAACUUCCAGGGAUGGGGCUUCUACCACCUCCUUAUGCAACCUUCUCCAUUGUCUUAUCACCCUCAUGGUGAGCUGAGCCAGAAGUCUCUGACCUCACUUGUGUUCCAGUGUGUGGUCAGAAGUCCACCAGCACUAGGAAGGCUGGACCAGCUGGUGCUGAAGCUACCUGCACAGUGCAGUUCAUGGUACUUACACUUCUUGCAGAAUGUUCUUAAAUCUAAAUAGCUUUUUAAAAAAUUAAAAUUAAUUAAAACAACUUAAGCAUGAUAACAAACUAUUUCUGUCACAAAUUACAUUCCUGAUUUUCCUGGUAAGACAUUAAGGGGUAGGUGAGACUUUAGCACUAAUCAAAAAAUUACCUGUUUCUGUUAAAAUUGAAGUUGACAUAGGACAGUGUAACUGUUAAUGUUACUUUUCUCAUCUGACAUUAGGAAGGUAAUUAUGAAGAGUCUAAUUUAGUGGAGGAGAAUAAAAUCUUAAUCAUGAAAAAUUACUGCUUCUGUCAUUUUGGCAAAUAAAAUACUUAAAGGAGA